This is a messenger RNA of Calypte anna (Anna's hummingbird), 2491 nucleotides long. It is a transcript of the gene FBXL8, whose product is annotated as F-box and leucine rich repeat protein 8. Gene Ontology annotation, molecular function: protein binding. NCBI's taxonomy places the organism in Eukaryota, Metazoa, Chordata, Aves, Apodiformes, Trochilidae. The transcript is spliced from 3 exons. Bases 362 to 1510 code for a protein of 382 amino acids. Gene Ontology annotation, cellular component: SCF ubiquitin ligase complex. Gene Ontology annotation, biological process: SCF-dependent proteasomal ubiquitin-dependent protein catabolic process; positive regulation of protein ubiquitination. The record is from RefSeq and is a predicted model, not a curated record.
UCCCGGGUUGGCGGGGGACAUGCGGGGCGUCUGUGCUGGCUGCAGCUCGGGGCCUCUCUCCCCUUUGGGCUGCAGGCCGCUCGCUCCCUCAUCCUCCGUCCGGCUGCACCGGGAGCUGGCGAAGCCGAGGGCAGGAACCGCCGCGUGUAAAUAAAUCAAGGAGAUCCUCGGAGGGCUGAGGCGAUCAGUCCAAAUCCGAUUGUUCUCAGCGGGACCGGUGCCAAAGGUGGUCCCAGGACAGCCCACAGCCUUCAGAGGCCUUGGAGCAUACACGAGCUCACACCAGUCCAUACAGUUUCUUGAAGGGUUUCUGAGAAUGAGUUGCAGUUUUAGAAGUUUCUCCCAUUUUUAAACUGGACUAAUGAGGAAAAUGCCUACUCCAGUUCCGGAACUGUGGAACUACCUCCCAGAAGAAAUUCUCAUCCAAAUUUUCUAUUAUCUUUCUCUUCAAGACAGAUACUCAGUCUUCCAGGUGUGCAGACAGUGGGCUACAGCUGUUUCUUCUGGCUCUGUUUGGCAUUUCACAGAGAUCAGCUGUGACUCAGAGGAUGAGGAAGGCAUGCUGCAAAGCCUGCUCCAGUUCCUCAGCCAGGUCAAACACCUGAAGAUUGUGUUUGACCAGUCGAAGGCGGUCAACCGGAAGAACGUGGCACACAUCUUGGAUGUGUUGGCAAAAGAGAACCAAAAACUGCAGCAGCUGUGCAUUGUGUGCCAUGGGGAGAACCCUUAUUUCUACUCUGGCCAGGACAUCCUACAGAGCAUACGGAAUUUAUGUGAAACUAAAAACCAGAUAGAUCUUCAGCAUAUUGAUUUUCGACAAAUGCCCUUCACUCUUGAUGGGGAGCUUGUUGAACUCAUAGCUACCACCAAUCCAAACCUGCACAGUUUGUUUAUCAACAACCACACCCUGGUAUGCAAUGUGACACCAGACACCCUUAGGAAAGUUCUCAGGGCAUGUCCCAGGCUCACAGCUUUGGGGGUUUACUAUGCCAGUUUGUCUGACAGUGUGUUUCAGGAACUGCUCAAGCCUGGGAGAGCAGCUUUCACCCAUUUAGACAUUUUCUGUGAGCGCCUGGACAAAUACAGCCCAGUCAUCUCAGAAGAGCUCUGGUCUGCUGUAAGUCAAAAGCAUCCUCAACUCUGUGUCGACCUAGAGUUUGAUCACACAGUCCCUGCCUGCAAAAUACCAGGAAUCCUCAAGGUGAAUAUACCUGUGAGCACCCUGCAACUUAACACUUAUAAUUACAUGGUAAAUCAGAUAAGGUUUGUCACCCAGAGCUACAGCAGUACCUUGAAGAAGCUAAUGCUGCAAACCACAUCCUCGGAGGACUUAAAUUCCUCCUUAGUGGAUCUGGCCAGGCAGUGCAGAAAUCUGCUGGAGAUCCACUGCUACUGUGUGGUCAGUCAGGAGGUGGUAGAAGCGUUCCUCAUACACUGCCCUAGGCUGAAACGGUACACUCUGAAGAUCACCAAGGAAAGACACCCCUGGAAACCAGUAACUGUUCAGUGACCACCUCCUACUGACCCCCUGGGACACCUGUGGGGAUCUGCAAGAGGACAGGGGAAGAAGAUAAGGGGCUGUAAGGAAAAAGAACUUUAUAAUGGAGAGCAUGUUGUUUCCCCAAGCACAGGCUGUUGCCUAUGAUGCACCCCUGUUUGCAGACCAAGCAUUUAUAUUCAAAUGUGACAGACAGAGGGUUGUAAAGAGAAACAGGAUUGCCCUUUUUUUCUUUCCUUUCUUUAUUGGGCUGUGGACAGCAGGUCUUUUCUUCUCUCCAUCUUUAUUUAGCAGUAGCAUGAAUGCCAACUUAGCCCUGCAUGGGUUUUUACUGAGGAUGUUGCCAAAAUUUAGUUUUUAUUUUAAAUUUUAAAAGCACCUCAAAGUCAAGCACCCAGCAACUACUGAAUUAAUUUGGCAAGUGGCAUAGCCAUCUUCUGCCAAGUGAAUUGCUUAGCUUUGCAGAUUCAGUGAGCUAUCCCAAGGAUCUGUGGACAUCUGAUGGAAUAUCAACUCUCACCUUGAUAAUUCCUAUUUUGGCAUUUCAGUGAUGGUGAAUUUGCCAGAUAUCCAGUUGUCAGGUAGCUUCUAGCUUGGAGGAAUGUAACAGGAAUUAUUAUGUUAUUAUAUAUGCUGAAUGAUGUUGUGAAAUACCAGUUGGAGAAAAAGCACUUGAGGAAAAGCAUUUACAAGAUAGUAAUAAAAGGCACAAGGCCUGCAAGCUGGCAAGAUGGACAUCUGGUGUUUCUGUUGGUCAGAAAUGAAGACCUUUGCUUUCAUUACACUGUUGGCACUUCUUAUACUAUUAAUACUUAGGAGAGUAUUAAUAGGUGUUGCAUUUGAUACCUGCCUUCAUGUGCAAGUUACCUUGCAUCCCAAUUAUGGUGUGAGUUGAUCUGUUAUACCAAAAUUUUUGUUGAAUGUUAUUGGAAGUGACAAUUUCUGAUUUGAAAUGAUCCUAGCAUAAAGCUAUAAUGCCAUCACCUAUUUAGA